This is a messenger RNA of Nicotiana tabacum (common tobacco), 498 nucleotides long. The record is from RefSeq and is a predicted model, not a curated record. Lineage: Eukaryota; Viridiplantae; Streptophyta; Magnoliopsida; Solanales; Solanaceae.
AUGAUAGAGCAGUGGCGACCGGAGACACACACAUUUCAUCUACCCAUAGGAGAGGCUACCAUCACGCUUGAGGACGUGGAGGUUCUUUUCGGGCUGCCUGUCGAUGGAUUACUUGUAGCUUACCCGCAUGCUCUUAGAGACUAUAGUGCAGUAGAUUACCUGCAUAUGUUGCAGCGGCUCACCGAUUUCCAGCCAGCAGAGCGGACUGCAUUAAGUGGGGCCAGUCGAUUGCAGCUGACGCUCGUCUGGCACCAUUUGGCGGCGAUGGAUGCAGAGAUUAUGGAUGAUUCACUGCCGGAGGAUAUCGACCGGCACACGAGAUUGUUGCUACUGCUGAUGUUUGGUGGUGUACUGUUCCCGAACACUUCGGGAAACCUAGUCAGUUUGAGAAUUCUACAUCAUCUGGAGCGGCUAGAUGAUUUACAUGGUUACAGCUGGGGUGCAACUAUUCUAGGUUACCUGUAUAGGCAGAUGUGUCGGGCGUGCAUGGGCACCUAG